AUUUAUUUCCCUUUUCGUUCACCCUUCAAACUCUCUUCUCUGUAACAAACUUAACGCGGUCUGGUUCGACUCAGAGCGAGACGUAAAUCAAUCAUGGCUUUACGCAUUGCUCUCCUUUGAGACACAUAAAUUAUCGCCUACAAAAGUCUUCCUCCGAAUGCUGCAACGGAAAGAUUCUGCCAUGAAUUUCAACUUUAACCCUAAUUUCCCUCUCUAUUUCCGACCCCACGCAUCCGGAAAAGCCUUGAUCGGUGCCAACCAUUCUUCUGCUCGAUUUUGUUCUCGAUAAUCCUCAUUCUCUUUCUUGAUUCUCUUCAUUUUUUGGAUUUUUUAACCUCUGAUCGUGCAUUUGAAGCGUUGAUUCACCUGAAAGCGUGAAGGCGACAGUUUCCGCCAUGCGGAGGUUCGUUUCUCUGAGGAAUUUGGUUAGGGCGCUCAUUGUUCCUGUGCUUCUCUUAGUCGCACAUUUUUCUUACGUCGUGAUUACCACUGGUGAGUCUUGUAUCACUGGAAAUUUCUGCUUCUCGCCCAAAAUUUCUAGGUAUCGAGCCUCCGGCUUACAUCCCAGAGCAUCGGCUGUAAUCGAUGGCGCAGGUCCUACCGCCGAAGAACUGUUGCGUCGUGAUCUUUACACUAGUAAAGAUUGGAUCAAGGCCGUCCAGUUUUAUUAUUCAAUCUUUCAAGAUCUGAUCUCCGUAGGGUUCCUCUCUCACAAAUCGAAAUCGUUGUGCGUGGAAACUCCCAACGGACAGGAUGUAUUUUCCUUGAAACAGAUUGGGGUUUCCGAUUCGAUUGGAAUAUUCAAGAAAGCCGUUAAGCCUCUGGUGAUAAAGGGCGAAGCACAUGAGAUCCCGUUCAAUGAUAAUACCUUCGAUUUUAUUUUCUUGGGCGGGGGCCGCCUUGAUCAGUCAUCCCGGCCGGCAGAUUUUGCCCGGGAAAUUGCUCGGACGCUGAAACCCGAAGGGUUUGCUGUUGUCCAAAUUAGGGCUAAAGAUACGUACAGCUUUCACUCAUUCAUUGAUUUGUUUAAUUGCUGCAAAAUAGUUACAUCACAGGAUAUAGAUGGCCUUGAUUCUUCGAUGCCUUUCCUUCGCCAGAUUGUUCUGAUGAAGGAGAGUGAUGAUAUUCUUGGUAAUGGUGUGGAAACGCAUCACCAGAAGUCUGACGGUAAGUGUUCGGUUCCCGCAUUUAAGGAGGAAUUGGUCCGAAAGGCCGAGCCAUUGAUCUUAGAGGAGCCACUGAAGCCAUGGAUUACACUGAAGCGGAACAUUCAAAAGAUAAAAUAUCUGCCAUCAAUGGCCAAUAUAAGCUUCAAGCAGAGGUACGUUUACGUCGACGUCGGAGCCAGAAGCUAUGGCUCUAGUAUAGGAAGUUGGUUUAGGAAGCAGUAUCCAAAACAGAAUAAAACCUUCGAAGUUUAUGCCAUUGAAGCUGAUAGAAUUUUUCACGAGCAGUAUAGCACAAAGAAAGGGGUCAAGCUUCUGCCAUACGCGGCUUGGGUGAGGAAUGAAACCUUAACUUUCGAAAUUAAUCGAGACCCAGGUCAGAAGGUCCAAGAUAAGGGGAGAGGAAUGGGCAGGAUUCGACCGGUGGCAACAUCGACAGGUUCUUUCGACGGGGAGGUGGAUGAGAUUCAGGGCUUUGAUUUUGCUGACUGGUUGAAAAAUACUGUAACGGAGAAGGAUUUUGUAGUGAUGAAGAUGGAUGUGGAGGGAACUGAAUUCGAUUUGAUUCCGAGAUUGUUCAAGACGGGUGCUAUUUGCUUGAUAGAUGAGAUAUUUCUCGAGUGCCAUUACAAUCGGUGGCAGAGAUGUUGCCCAGGCGAGAGAAGCGCAAAAUAUGACAAAACUUAUGGCCGAUGCUUAGAUUUGUUUGCUUCCUUGAGGCGAAGUGGAGUUCUUGUUCACCAGUGGUGGUGAGAUUGGUGUGAAAAAUUACCCUUUACAGCCAUGUUUUCUUCACUCAUCCGGUUGCUUUCUCAAUAAAUCUUCAUCCGCCUCUCUCCUUCUCGCACUUUGUAAACUUGGAGCUGAAAUUGAAGGCAGAAACAAAACCAACGGUGGCGAUUGGUGGGAAAUUCGACUCCCUAUGAACCACAAAUUACUUUUCUUCCUCUUCGAUAUCAACGGUGGUAAUUACUAUCUGACGCACACUUGGGCUUAUUCCACUCUUCGUUUAAGCAAAAUGCUAUUUUGUACUCCUAGAUUUGUAGUAGGUUAUAUCUUACGUUGAUUGUUGAACAUAGACUAUAUCCAGUGUAGGAAUAUGGUACAGGAGCAGGGUAAAAACUUUGCUCCAACAUGCAAGAGCAAAUAAAUUGUUUUGUAGUAGGUUAUAUCUUACGCUAUUGAGUGGAUGAGGCAUAUACCAGAUAGGCAAGGAGUGGAAGAAAUUGUUUUUAAGAACUAUUUUACUGAAGGAAUCCUUCAUCAUUUAACUUUGGAGUAUAUUAGGUCCAUUGUCUU
Messenger RNA from Momordica charantia (bitter melon), 2465 nucleotides. RefSeq lists its product as uncharacterized. The record is from RefSeq and is a predicted model, not a curated record. NCBI's taxonomy places the organism in Eukaryota, Viridiplantae, Streptophyta, Magnoliopsida, Cucurbitales, Cucurbitaceae. Gene Ontology annotation, molecular function: S-adenosylmethionine-dependent methyltransferase activity.